CAGGGAGCUGUUCAAUCGUGUGGUCCUGAUUAUCUGACUCCUGUACCAUUACCAUCUCUGGUCUCUAUAGAGCAGAGCGGAACCAGACAUCUAGAGUCCCAGCUACAGAACAUCUAGAACACGAUGGCGAGAAAUCUCAUCAAGAACCCCUGCGGGAAUGAGGGUUUACAGCACUGGACGGACAUUCAGAAUGGUGGAGGUGGAUGGAAAGUUGAGGAUGCUGUUCUGGGAGCCACUUUUCCAUCCAGUUCAGUGAAGAAAUACUUUGCUACAUCCAACGGGUGGUGCAGCAAAUCUCAGGACAUUGAUCUCCUAAAGGAAGGAUAUACAAAGGAGAUACUGGACACCAACCAGCCGUGCGUUGUCAUCAGUGAAUGGUACGGAUCGCGUGCUGAUACCGGAUCAAGCUAUGAGCUGACUGUGCAGCUUCUGGGUGACAAACAUCAGGUGAUCGCCGAGUACAAGAGCGGCAGAAUCAACAUCGCCCAGCCCGCGCAGGACACCUGGCACCAGAUCGGAAAUACAUUCUCCAACUAUGGCCCUGGGGUGCGCUACAUUCGUUUCAAGCAUGGUGGCCAAGACGCUAAAUCCUGGCAGGGCUGGUACGGCGUGCGGCUCACCAAAAGCAGCGUGACGAUCGAAGUGUAAGAAACACCCAGAGACACGGCCAGAGCUACUGAUGGAAACAAACACUGCAAAUGGUACAAUAAUGACAUAGGGACCCCUCUGCAUAUAUAUAUAUAUAUAAUAUAUAUAUAUAUAUAUAUACUAUAGGGUACAGUGGUGGUAGCCGUCAGGGACAAGCCAUGGAAAUUGCUACCGCCAUUGUAACGAGGGGCUGCGGCAGACAGCGCUCCUUCUCUGAGCAACCCAAAUUGUGACUGUAAUGACUGUGAAAUCUGGACAUUUGCUUAGCGGGGGUUUUGGUGGUCCUAGUGAUUAAGUAACAGAAAGGCCAUUGCUGUAGCUUAUUAUAAAUCCACUUUCACUAUAGAUUAGAGAAUAAAAUGUACAAAUAAAGAACUUGGGGAGAAAAUAUGUAUUUUUUUUUAUAAACGUUAUUUUAUGUAGAAAAAUAACUUGUCCAGCCUGUGCAUUUACCCACUGAACACAAAAAUAAAAGGAAUACCAUGACGUGCA
Messenger RNA from Pseudophryne corroboree (corroboree frog), 1140 nucleotides. RefSeq names its product F-box only protein 2-like. Gene Ontology annotation, biological process: glycoprotein catabolic process; SCF-dependent proteasomal ubiquitin-dependent protein catabolic process. The transcript is spliced from 6 exons. Gene Ontology annotation, molecular function: ubiquitin protein ligase activity. The record is from RefSeq and is a predicted model, not a curated record. NCBI's taxonomy places the organism in Eukaryota, Metazoa, Chordata, Amphibia, Anura, Myobatrachidae. Gene Ontology annotation, cellular component: cytoplasm; SCF ubiquitin ligase complex. The coding region runs from base 124 to 648 and encodes 174 amino acids.